This is a messenger RNA of Terrapene triunguis (Three-toed box turtle), 293 nucleotides long. Its product is annotated as double C2-like domain-containing protein alpha. Lineage: Eukaryota; Metazoa; Chordata; Testudines; Emydidae. The transcript has 2 exons. The annotation marks the transcript as partial. The record is from RefSeq and is a predicted model, not a curated record.
GCCAACAAGCUGAAGACACGAACGCAGCGGAAUACCCUGAACCCCGUGUGGAACGAGGGGCUGACGUACACGGGCAUCACGGGGGAGGACAUGGCCCGGAAAACCCUGCGGGUCUCGGUCUGUGACGAGGACAAGCUGACCCAUAACGAGUUCAUCGGGGAGACCCGGGUGCCGCUCCGGCGCCUCAAGCCCGCCCAGAAGAAGCAUUUCAACAUCUGCCUGGAACCCCAGAUCCCGGUGAGCCCCCGGCCCCUCCCCCCAGCCAGAUGUGCCCUGCUGGACGUCCCAGAUGU